Peniophora sp. CBMAI 1063 is the source of this 888-nucleotide messenger RNA. Lineage: Eukaryota; Fungi; Basidiomycota; Agaricomycetes; Russulales; Peniophoraceae. The record is from the annotation of a GenBank genome assembly.
AUGGCACGUACAACAGGAGCAUACAGUCGUAACCCUUCCUGUCUGACACCCAUUGCCCGUAGUAGGACGAGGGGAGGGUUCGUGAACGCUCGACGCACGCAGUGCUCGCUGUGGCCUGGCUUCCCCCUAUGCGUGAUUGAAGUUGACGGCCUCGCGCGUUAUGGACGCUUCACCUUCGACAUUGCCCAACAUCACCCACAAUACUCGCGCUCGUCGCACACGACUCGCCAGACCGUGCACUCCAUGUCCUCCCCUCAGGGCGGUGCCGAUUCACAAGUUCACGAGGCUACUGGCAACGAGGAUCGCGACAGCGGAGUUCACAGGAGGCAUCAGCGCGAAGUCGUGGACAGGGAAUGCUUUGGAAAGCCCAGGGAAAGUUCAAGUUUCCCUGGGCUUUUCGCGGCACGGGAAAGGCGAGGAGAAUCAAUUGUUCUCCUGAGGAUGUGCCAGGAGAAUCAAAAGUUUCCUGGAGAGGGAAACCAGUUGAACAAAGGGAAUGCCUUUGUUCUGCCCUCAGGAGAACUUUUGAUUCUCCUCGCAUCUUCCUCGCCACGAAACGANGCCUUUCACGAAAACACGCUGAUGCCUCCUGUGGUUGUCUGCGGGGACGGGGACGUCCACGGCAAUCGCCCAACGCCCACGUUGAUCCCUGCAUGCACAUCCUCCCACACUCUGUGCCUAAACAUCGACAUCCUCCGCCUCAUCUUCGAGCACAUCGCGGAUGUAGACCGCCCCGACCCUAGCAGCAAGUCUCACGCGGCGGCAAACUGCUGGAUGAGAAUCGGACACGUCUGCCAACACUGGCGCUCCCUUCUACUGGACAUGCCAAGCCUAUGGGCCCGCGAUCUCUGGCCAAUCAGAGGGCUACACGCAAGGACCCGCGCAUGA